Halichondria panicea is the source of this 2686-nucleotide messenger RNA. RefSeq lists its product as uncharacterized. The record is from RefSeq and is a predicted model, not a curated record. The transcript is spliced from 7 exons. Bases 116 to 2614 code for a protein of 832 amino acids. Gene Ontology annotation, biological process: protein phosphorylation. NCBI's taxonomy places the organism in Eukaryota, Metazoa, Porifera, Demospongiae, Suberitida, Halichondriidae. Gene Ontology annotation, molecular function: protein serine/threonine kinase activity; protein binding; ATP binding.
CUGUUAUUUGCAUGUGAUUGAAGAAGAAAAGGGGCGUAUCUUGUAGCUGUCAAGCUAGCUAGCUGAUUCAACUUUUAAUAUACAUGCGAGAUAUACAUGUCAGCAUGUACUAGCAAUGUUUUCUUUGCGAGAUGAUGCUGACUUGAGGGAGUUUGUGCUGGAGAAUGUGGAGCACUUUGGAGAGGAGAGGGUUCUAGGAACUGGCUCUUAUGGCUCUGUUCAAGAGGUGAUGAUCAAUGGUGAGGUGUAUGCAGCCAAGAAGAUCCACGAGGUUCUCCUGGAGACGAAUGAGCGUGGUGGAGUGGCCAACCUAGCUGGGAACUGCCACCGAGAGUGUCGACUCAUGGCUCGCAUCCGUCACCCCAACAUCACCCAGUUCAUUGGGCUGUGUUUCGUAACUGGCUCUCGACUGCCCCUCCUGGUCAUGGAGAGGCUGGACUCAAGUCUAGACGAUCUCCUGGAGUCCACCCCCAACAUCCCCCUCUCCGUCUCCCAGUACAUUCUGGUCUGUGUGGCUCGAGGGCUGCUCCACCUGCAUCGUGAGUCCGUGGUCCAUCGUGACCUCACUGCCAGGAACGUCCUGCUGACGGCAUCUCUGAGAGCCAAGAUCACAGACUUUGGUAACUCUCGUAUCGUGAAUCUGGAGCCUGGUCGUCUGGCCAGGACUCUGACGAGGUUUCCUGGGACACUGGUGUACAUGCCGCCCGAGGCCCUCUCUGACAGAGGCCACAGUUUGUACGGACCCAGUCUGGACGUCUUCUCUUUCGGAGUGCUGCAAUUGUUUGCACUCACACAAGUGUUUCCAGGAGAUCUCCUUGCCCCCACGUACAGUGACCCCAACAACCCAGACCACCUCCUGGCUCGCUCAGAGUUUGAGCGUCGAGGUCCCUACACGGCUCUCCUUGAGAGGAGUUUGGCGGGUGGACGUGAGCACCCUCUGUUUGGUCUGGUGAGGGAGUGUCUAGCCAACACCCCAGAGAGAAGACCGACCACCGCUGAGCUCCUCUCGUCUCUGGAGGAGGUGGGGAGGGAGAUGGACGGAGGACUGCUUCAGCUGGACAUUGCACGAGUGAAGACUGCCAGGACCCUCAGGGCAAAGGAGAAGAGGAUAGAGGCUCUAAAGAGAGAGAUGGUCGAGAAGGACAGGAUACUGGAGAGGAAAGAUGAGCAACUUACUGAGAAAGAUGCACUUCUAGUGCAAAAAGACGAUCAACUGAAUCAAAAAGACGGACUUCUGGUACAAAAAGAUGAGCAACUUACUGAGAAAGAUGCACUUCUAGUGCAAAAAGAUGAUCAACUGAAUCAAAAAGACGGACUUCUGGUACAAAAAGAUGAGCUACUUGUUCAAAAAGACGAUCAACUUGAACAGCAAGGAUACCAGUUGGAACAGAACGCUGCACUUCUGGUACAAAAAGAUGAGGAAGUAGCUGACAAAGAUACUCAACUGGCUAGACAGCAACAGAUAUUGAAUAGUCUUCGUGCUAUUGCUGCCACCAAAGAUGGCAUGAUUGCUGACAAGGACAGACAACUCAGUGAACAAGAGUCAACGAUCACUGAUCUCAUUUCCAAGAGAGAGGCUGCUCUAGUUGAGAGGGCCACUCUCUUACCGGCGCACAGGGAACAGAUUGAGCACAAAGAUGCUGAGCUGGUCAGGAGAGACGCCAUCAUUCAACAGCAGAGACAGGGUCCCCCUCCCAGAGAAUUGAGACCUCCACUCACUCUGAAAUGGAGAAGAGGAAAAGACAUGUCAAUCAAGAUGGGUAGCUCGGUACAGAGUGUUGUUAUCGGUGACACGGUGUAUGUUGGUGGAGGUGGUGCAGGCAAUGAUCGUGACAUGUGUACAGUGAUGAAGCUCGAGCAAGAUCAAUGGACCAAACUACCAGAGUACACUGCCUAUUGGUUCGCUAUGACAUCACUCGCUAAUCGACUAGUGCUGGUGGGAGGACGUGAUCCAAGAAACAACAAACGCACCAAUCAGCUUGCAGUGUUUGAGUCAAGAGAAUGGACUCACCCGUACCCACCAAUGAACAUUGCUCGUUCUUCCUCAACAGCUGUCUCCUUCAACAACCACAUCAUUGUAGCUGGUGGGCAUGAUGAUAAUAAAGAAUAUACCUCUGUGGAGGUGUUGGACGUGGCAUCAAGAAUAUGGUACAUUGCUCAGUCACUACCUAACCCACGAUUAGAACCGAAAUCGACUCUCAUAGGAAACACACUCUACCUAAUGGGAGGGUACUAUCGCACUGGAGUAACCAAGACAGUGCACCACGUCGACCUCAAUGAACUCAUUGCAAAGGCCCUUUCCAACCUGGAUACACCCACUCUUUGGCAGACCUUACAGGAAAUACCACUCAAGUUGUCAGCUCCUCUCAGUAUUGGGAGGUCACUAUUAGCCGUUGGUGGACGGGACGGCAAAGGGAACCCAAGUUCAUCGAUCUACCUCUACCAGCCUGACACCAGGAGGUGGGUGAAAGUGGGAGACCUGCCUACUGCACGAUACUGCUGCACAUGCUCAGUACAUCCUAGUGGAGAGGUCAUUGUAGCCGGAGGACAGACAAAACUGUUAAAUAAUUAUUUUAUUCGAACUGUUGAUUUCUUCUCUAUAAGUAGCUUAUAGCUGAUUAGUUAUUUUGUUAAUUGUGCGAUGAGUUUAUAACGAUAUUGAUAUUCUUUUUAUCAUGUUGAGAAA